This is a messenger RNA of Drepanopeziza brunnea f. sp. 'multigermtubi' MB_m1, 2367 nucleotides long. The record is from RefSeq and is a predicted model, not a curated record. NCBI's taxonomy places the organism in Eukaryota, Fungi, Ascomycota, Leotiomycetes, Helotiales, Drepanopezizaceae.
AUGUCAACAUACAAUCCACGAAGAUCUCUUGCACGUCCCCGACCUUCAAUACUCAACGGCAUCAACGCCUCUUCUAGCCCCAAUCUCAGCGGACUAUACAACGCGCACCAAACAAAGUCACUGGUGGUAAAGCCACACGCGCCUCUCAGGAAAGCAUCCGCGAACGCUCUUACAUCCAGCUCUCUGGCCUUAAUACCCGAUGCAAGCGGAGGAUACACCCUGAGUUCGGCAUUGGAUGUGAAUUCACAAGCGGUUAAGAUGCCGCCCUUGACGCCAUCCCGCGCGGGAGGGGAGGAUCUUGAAGUCGGAGAUAUCGUCGAUGUCCCGGGAAGCAUGUACGGAACCGUAAAGUUCGUCGGGACGGUACAAGGGAAGAAGGGCACAUUUGCAGGGGUGGAAUUGAGUGAAGAAUUCGCAGCGCGGGGAAAGAACAGCGGCGAUGUCGAUGGCUGGAGCCGGUAUCUUUCUUCCGAUAAACAGGGCAAUCCGACGGGGGUCUCCUUCGUCACAAGAGGGCUCCUUUCCUAUCACACCAACGACACCUUCAAUAGGCGGGAGCUUCAGGCGAGGCCCUCCAUUGGCACUCCGUCCAAGGCGCCCUCACGGUAUGGAAGUCCGGCACCAGGGAAGUUCGGGCAGAGCGUUAGAGGUACACAGGACUCGAGAGACCCAAGUAAGAAGCCGGUAUUGGCUCCUAGGAAUGGUAUGAAAAUGAGCGUUGGCCCUCGCAGUGCUUCUGCUCUUGGUCAGGUUCAAACGAACUACGGCGAUGAGGAAACUACGCCUGUUGGACCUACUCGAACCGCCACCAAUGGAAGCAUCAGCUCGAACUCUUCGUACAAUGUCAAAUUGCGUCCAGCUUCUCGCACAGCCUCUCGUAAUGCCUCGAGGGCGAAUAAUGACGACGAGUUGGACAAAUUACGAGGACAACUAGAAGAGCGCGAUAGACAGCUCCGGGAUCAGGCAUCUAGCUUGGCUGAGAUGGAAAACAGUCUCGUCGAGGUCCAGGCAUUGAUGAGCUCACCAGAAGUGGGUGGCCGGCAAGAUAGAGGCAGCGUCGAGGGCAAAGACGCUUCACAACUACGAGCCAUACUUCGGGAGAAGAAUGAGAAGAUUGCAAUGCUGACUGCAGAGUUUGAUGCCCAUCGAGCCGACUUCAGGAGUACGAUCGAUACUCUCGAGCUGGCAAGCACGGAGACCGAACGAGUGUACGAGAAACGGGUUGAAGACCUCCUUCAGGAAGUCAGAGAACUUGCAGAACGAAGCGAGGAUGUUGACAGCGUCGCACAACAAUUGAAGCAGCUGGAGGAGCUUGUUCAAGAAUUGGAAGAGGGUCUAGAGGAUGCUAGACGUGGUGAAGCUGAAGCUCGAGGGGAGGUUGAAUUCCUCCGAGGUGAGGUCGAGAGGACUAGAUCAGAGCUUCGCCGUGAACGGGACAAGGCAACUGCUACAAUGAUCGGGGGGGCUACUGGAGAUUCUGGGGACCCACAAAAGAUCAUCGCGCAGCGUGACGACGAGAUUCGAGGCUUGAAAGCCAUCAUACAUUCACUAAGCCGAGAUGCCAUCCCAGACAUGGGAAGCCCGAACGGAGACCCCCAAAAGACACCUACGAACCCGACCCGGCACGGCUCUUCGCAGUGCAAGCCAAGUAACGGUGGCCUAGAUUCCCUCGAGGAUCGCGUGGUCCGGGAAAGACUGGAGAGAGAGGUAGCGGAGCUGCGAGCUACCGUCGAGGCCAAAGUCAACAGAGAAGAUGAGCUCGAGCGCGAAGUAGAACGUCUUCGCAGAGGAAGCGCGAGCAACGGAACCAGCCAGCGAGCAAGCGCUACAAGCACAGGAACAGCCACCCAAGACCAGGCCUCCGCGCAAGAUUCUAAGGGUACAAUUGUCAGCUGGCGUGACCGGGAUACGCGAGCUUCAACAGAAAGCCACAAACGAGGCAACACCCUAGAGACCAUGCCAGAGAGUGAUACAUACUCCUCCGCCAACGAGAGUUUCUGUGAGCUAUGUGAAACCGCCGGCCAUGACAUUCUGACAUGCACGAACAUGUUCAGUCCCAACGGCGCUACUCCACCCAGGGCUCGCCUCCGAACCGGGAAGGACGUAGUCAAAGUCGGUCUAUCCCCCAAGCCAUCACAUGAUGAAUACAAACCCGCCCCUCUCUCUCCAAUAAAGAGCAGGCCAUCUACCAACCUGCUUUCCGAACACUCCCAACCACUACCGGUUGUACAAAUCAUUCCCAACCCCAUGGCAUCCGGGCCCGUGGCUGGCAAAGAAAGCGGGGUGGUAAACAUGGAUAAAUGGUGUGGCGUGUGCGAGCGCGACGGCCACGACAGCAUCGAUUGCCCUUUCGAAGAUGCGUUUUAG